Molecule: messenger RNA, 2637 nt
Organism: Spinacia oleracea (spinach)
Lineage: Eukaryota; Viridiplantae; Streptophyta; Magnoliopsida; Caryophyllales; Amaranthaceae
Product: receptor-like protein EIX1
Exons: 2
Coding region: 1-2637 (878 amino acids)
Molecular function (GO): protein binding
Source: RefSeq, a predicted model, not a curated record
AUGAAGUCUAAAUUUGAAGCGGCCGAUAAGGAGCAUAAAGAGGCAGAGUUGAGGCUUUGCCAUUUUGUCCAGCAUCGGGAGCUGAUCCAGCAGCAAGCUGAUAAGGUGCCUGUCCUUCGGCUGAAGCUUCGGGAAAAGGAUGACUAUAUUCGGAAGUUGGAGCAGGAGCGAGUCGACCUCUACACUGCUGAUCAGUGUGAGGAUUGCUGCAGCUGGAGUAGGGUUAAGUGUAAUCCUACUACCGGCCACGUCUCCGAACUCCGUCUCCAUGCAAAUUACAUAGAGCGCGAUGAUUACGCUGGCAACGAUAACUUGUUUGAAGCUAGAAAGAUGGAGUCGUCUUUGGUAUAUUUGUUAGAGUUGAAACAUCUUGAGUAUCUUGAUGUAAGCGCCAACUACUUCAAUUUUAGCAAGAUCCCACAAUUCAUAGGUUCAAUGAACCAACUUAGGUAUCUCAACCUCUCAUAUUGUUCCUUUUCUGGAAAAGUUCCUAACGAGCUUGGUAAUCUCACUAACUUGCAAGUCCUCGAUCUAAAAUCAUACGAAACCAACUUAUUUACAGAUAGUUUGAAAUGGGCUUCGAAUCUUCGGCAAUUGCGUCACCUAAAUUUAAGAGGUACGGAUUUAAGUCAGGUCAAUAACUGGUUAGAUUCACUUAUUGGGCCACUUCCUUUUUUAAGAUUCUUGGAUUUGUCUAACUGUAGCCUAGUAAGCCGUCAUCACUUGAAGAAUUCAUCAAGUGCUUCACAUCCACCAUCUAUCCGUAUAUUAGAUCUCAGUUAUAAUAAUUUGGAGGGAGAAAUUCCAUCUUUUAUACAAAACUUGACCUCCCUUGAAUCCCUUGACCUUUUUAGAACUAAUUUUGGACCGGAAAUCCCACUUUGGCUGGGUGAACUUAAAGGCCUUGUACACUUGGGCUUAGGAGAAGCUGCUUUCACUAGUGUUGAAGGAGGAGAUUUUUGGAACCUUGUACGCAAUCUACAUAACUUGACAUAUCUGGAUAUUAAUAAAACCUUCCUAAGUCUUAAGAUAUCUUCUGAUUGGGUGCCUCCCUUCCAACUUCAAUUAUUCACUGCCAGCACCUGCAUGAUCAAUGGUCCAUUCCCUCUGUGGCUCAAAACACAAAAGAGUCUGACUUAUUUGAGAUUGUCUGAUGCUGGAAUUCAUGGUGCAUUGCCAAAAUGGUUCCAUAAGAUGCAAUCACUUACUUUCGUGGAUCUUUCUGACAACCAAAUUACUGGAUGUCCGACCUUUCCCGGAAACUUUGUAAGUUUGUAUCUCUAUAAUAAUUCAUUAUCUUGCCAAUAUCUGACUAAUACGAGAGGUAGAAAUACGGUCAAUUAUCAUGCUGAUAUAAUAAAUCUCUCUAAUAAUUUUAUUUCAGGGCAAUUUCUUGAAUAUUUAUAUCAUGAAAUGCCUAAUCUGGGUACACUCAUCCUAUCUAAUAACAAGAUAAAUGGUUCAAUCCCAAAUUCUAUGUGUCAUUUUACAUCCUUGCAUCUUCUAGACCUUCAAAGGAAUAGGAUAUCAGGGACAAUACCACAUUGUUUACGUGACCUUUACAACCUUCACUUUGUAAGUCUUUCAUUCAACAAGCUCUCAGGAGAUAUUCCUUGCUUCAAUAGUAACCUUUCAUAUCUGCACUUAAAUGACAAUAUGUUGAGUGGACAGGUCCCUUCUUGCUUAGCUAACCUCUCAGGUCUGGAUAUUUUGGAUGUUGGCGAAAAUAAUCUCUCAGGUGAGAUACCAACAUUCAUUACUGGAAUAAAUAUUCCAGGCUUGCGAAUACUUCGGCUGAGAAAUAAUAAACUCAAAGGUUUUAUCCCUGGACAGUUGUGCUCAUUGUCUAGGCUUCAAGUCUUAGACCUUGGCCAUAAUUAUUUAACUGGAAGCAUUCCUUCCUGUCUGAGCAACCUCACAGAGAUGAAUUCGCGUAAUGAGUCUAUAAAUUAUCUUCUUGACUUUAGUGACAAGAACAAUGUCAAUGAGGUUAUCAAAGGAAUUGAGUGUGAAUAUACAAGCACCUUGGGGUACAUGGUGAACAUAGACCUUUCAUGCAACAAACUAAUUGGUAGCAUUCCCGAGGAGAUCACAAAUCUCUCUUCUCUGCUUGGUCUCAACUUAUCAUACAAUCAAUUAUCAGGACAUAUCCCUGCGAGUAUAGGUGGUUUGCAAUCCUUGGAAUCUCUCGAUUUAUCAAGGAAUAAACUCCAGGGCACAAUCCCGACAAGCAUGGGUGUAAUAUAUCCGUUGGGAUUCCUUGACUUAUCAUACAACAAUCUUUCUGGUCCAAUCCCAACUGGAAGGCAGUUGCAAACAUUCACCAACUCUUCGUACAUAGAUAAUCCACAUCUUUGUGGAUACCCACUUUCCAAGAAAUGCCAAAGCAAUAAUGACUCACCAAAUGGUUCAUCGGGAGACCAAAAUAACGAAGAUGAAGAAAGUGAGGACAAGCAUGAGACAAUGUGGUUCUACCUGGUUGUGAUGUCAGGAUUUGCUACCGGGUUUUGGUGUGUUGUUGGAACUUUACUGCUGAAAAAGAGUUGGAGGUAUACUUUCUUUAGGCGUGUUGAAGAUGCACAAGACUGGUUGUAUGUGGCUAUUGUUGUCAGGAUGGCCAAGCUCAAGAAUAAAUAA